AUGAAAAUUUUUAAAGCAAAAAUAUUUCUGCUUUGGAUGUUUGCCUAUUUAAUUUGUGUUAAAAGCUAGUGUGAUGAAAUUAAAGAUCAAAAAUAAUGUAAUGAAAAUAAUCAAUGCGAAUGGGAUUAUUGGAAACCUUCAAAAUGUUAAAAUAUAUGUAGUUUAUUGACUAUUGAAAAUGCUUGCAACUUUGCAGCAAAUUGUAAAUGGAUAGCGAGUUCAUCUUCUUGUUUUAUUAAAAAAUGCACAGAAGAAAAGAGCAUUGAUAGGUGUGAUAAAAUCGUAUUAAUUUAACUUAAUUAGGUUGCGUGCACUUGGCAAGAUGAUAAAUGUUGGGACUCUUCAUGCAUUUAAUUAUAAGCUAAAGAAGCUGGUAAAUGUGCUACUGCAUAUUGUAUUUGGGAUGAUAAUAGGCAACUUUGUUAUGAUAAAAAAUGCUCAGACUAUUAUAAUCAAUAUGAUUGUUCUCAAAUGUCAUUUUGUAUUUGGUUUAAAUACAAAUGUAUUGAUAAUGGGAAUCAAAAGCUUGAUUUUUGA
Paramecium pentaurelia is the source of this 537-nucleotide messenger RNA. The record is from the annotation of a GenBank genome assembly. Lineage: Eukaryota; Ciliophora; Oligohymenophorea; Peniculida; Parameciidae.